AUCACAGUGCCCCUCCAAACACCGACCAACGAAGUAGAACAUGAACCACUCAAACCCUAGCAUAGUCCAUAUUCACUGCCUCCCUUGAGCCACAACGACACGACCAGCCUGUGCAUUGUCCAUUUCUCACCUGAGGAUAUUCUAGAAACUCUUUCAACUUUCCAACGGGGUUUGCCGGAUUCUUCAGCGCUUGACUUCGUCAUUGUCAAUCCGAACAUCUAAUACCCCGCUCUCGCGAACUCCAACUCGACUUGAUAUUCAACAAAUUUCAACAUGGCUGGAGAUGAAGAGCACGAUGGCGCCACCGUCCAGGAAAUCCUGAUCGAAGCCUGCCGCCGUAACAACCUCGAUCUUCUCAACGACUGUCUCGAGGACAAGUCGGAUGCCGAGAUCUCAAAGCUCCUCAACGAGACCACAACUGUCAUGGGCAACCAUCUCUACCACGAAGCCGCCUCCCGCGGAAACUACGAAAUUAUCGACCACCUCCUCGACCAGCCCGAAUUCGAGUGCGACCCCAUUAACCGUUCAGAAGGCGACACACCUCUUCACAGCGCCAUUCGUUGGAUCAACUCAGAGCCGCCUGCACAGCGACCCUUCGGCAACGCCCUCGUCGAGAUGAUGCUUGAGGCCGGUUCCAGCACACGAGUCAAGAACAAGGCCCGUCUUACCCCCUACCAGCUUGUCGAUCCUACAAACACAGAACUCCGCGAAAUAAUUCAGAAGCAUGAGUAUGCGAACCAAAAUGCUGGAGACUUCAUUAAUGUCAACAACUCGGCGGGCCAUGGUGGAGCCGUGCUCGAUGUUCCCGACGACAGUGACGACGAUGCUGAGUUCAGUGGAAGCGAUGAAGAGGAGAGAGCUGAGUGGGAGAGGAGGCGGAAGGAGAGGCAGCGCAAAUAGACGCGCAGCAUGGCACGUUUGCACGAAUUCAGAUAUAGAGGUUGCUUCACAAUAAGACGAGGCAAAUCAGUUCAUGGGUGGAUAUAAAUCAUCAAAUCUCAGAGCGAUAGAACCUAAGUAGCUUACGCACAGGUGCAAGAAUAAGCAUUUCUCAUUUAAGGUUAUCGAAAAGGGGGUAUAAACGUUCUAAUCAGGUAUAUGGUGCGGUUUCUUCUCCAUCGUCUAUCGUUUCUUCAUACGGGCAUCAAAGGAGUAUACUUAAGAUCAGGAACCAGCCUGAAACCCAUAGAAAAAAGAGAACUACACAGCUCCAAUGGCCGGGUUUCGCAUAAGCCCCGUUGUAGCUUAUACUAGUAACCAAAUUGCAGUUGCCAAC
Messenger RNA from Fusarium verticillioides 7600, 1276 nucleotides. RefSeq lists its product as hypothetical. The transcript is spliced from 3 exons. The coding region runs from base 274 to 900 and encodes 208 amino acids. Lineage: Eukaryota; Fungi; Ascomycota; Sordariomycetes; Hypocreales; Nectriaceae. Gene Ontology annotation, molecular function: protein binding. The record is from RefSeq and is a predicted model, not a curated record.